Morus notabilis is the source of this 660-nucleotide messenger RNA. RefSeq lists its product as uncharacterized. The transcript has a single exon. Bases 133 to 453 code for a protein of 106 amino acids. The record is from RefSeq and is a predicted model, not a curated record. Lineage: Eukaryota; Viridiplantae; Streptophyta; Magnoliopsida; Rosales; Moraceae.
CACACAAUUAGAAUCACAUCUUCAUUUGAACACUCAUAUCUCAUCCAAGUCCUAAAAACUUCUUCCUCAAUCCACACUUUACCAAAGAAACAAAGAACUCCAUAUCUUCUUCAAGUUUUCUUUCACGUAUAUAUGAUCAUGGAAGCAAUCAUCAACAACAUAUUUUCAGGCCAAGAUCUGUUGAUCAAGGUUGGGAUGUUCUUUUUGGUUCAAGCUUUGGUGUACCUCAUCCUUUCCAAAUCAUCAAGCAUCUUCUCUAAUAAUGAUCUCAAGAGGUCUCACACCUUCCGGCCGGCUCGGUCCCUCAGCAUCCGCCGCUUCAGGGCGGCUCUCGCCGACUUGCCUGCCGAGCUCUCUCCUUCGGAUCAACGAGGCCCAUCUACGCCGACACCACCGGCGGCGACGCCUAAAUCUGCGGCCACCACUCGCCGUCAGUAUCAUGCAUCUAAUUAGGUUAAUUCCCUGAGUUUGUUAGAUAGAAUAUUGGUCAUACAUUUGCUUUUGUUUUUGGAGAUUUAGUACUUUUGCAAUUUGAUUAUUUGUUUGGGAGUGUGAGAGAAUAUUCUUUUAUUCUUUUGUAUAUUAUACGGUUGUGUAUAUAAAUCAGAUGGUUAUUGCAGUCUAUGUGAAAUCAUUUCACUAGAUUGGAUGUCAUGUAAU